Manis pentadactyla (Chinese pangolin) is the source of this 2675-nucleotide messenger RNA. Its product is annotated as polypeptide N-acetylgalactosaminyltransferase 1-like. The record is from RefSeq and is a predicted model, not a curated record. The transcript has a single exon. The coding region runs from base 44 to 1723 and encodes 559 amino acids. Gene Ontology annotation, cellular component: Golgi apparatus. NCBI's taxonomy places the organism in Eukaryota, Metazoa, Chordata, Mammalia, Pholidota, Manidae.
UUUGUAUAUAUAUUUUAAAAUUUUGCAUUUGACUUAAAGUGCCAUGAGAAAAUUUGCAUAUUGCAAGGUGGUCCUUGCCACCUCCUUGAUUUGGGUACUCUUGGAUAUGUUCCUGCUGCUUUACUUCAGUGAAUGCAACAAAUGUGAUGAAAAAAAGGAGAGAGGACUUCCUGCAGGGGAUGUUCUAGAGCCAGUACAAAAGCCUCAUGAAGGUCCUGGAGAAAUGGGGAAACCAGUCGUCAUUCCUAAAGAGGAUCAAGAUAAGAUGAAAGAGAUGUUUAAAAUCAAUCAGUUCAAUUUAAUAGCAAGUGAGAUGAUUGCACUCAACAGAUCUUUACCAGAUGUCAGGUUAGAGGGGUGUAAAACAAAGGUGUAUCCAGAUAAUCUUCCUACAACAAGUGUGGUGAUUGUUUUCCACAACGAGGCUUGGAGCACACUUCUGCGAACUGUCCAUAGUGUCAUUAAUCGCUCACCAAGACACAUGGUAGAAGAAAUUGUUCUAGUAGAUGAUGCCAGUGAAAGAGACUUUUUGAAAAGACCUCUAGAGAGUUAUGUGAAAAAAUUAAAAGUACCAGUUCAUGUAAUUCGAAUGGAACAACGUUCUGGAUUGAUCAGAGCUAGAUUAAAAGGAGCUGCUGUGUCUAAAGGACAAGUGAUCACCUUCUUAGAUGCUCACUGUGAGUGUACAGUGGGAUGGCUGGAGCCUCUCUUAGCCAGGAUCAAACAUGACAGGAAAACAGUGGUAUGUCCUAUUAUUGAUGUGAUCAGUGAUGAUUCUUUUGAGUACAUGGCAGGCUCUGAUAUGACCUAUGGUGGCUUCAACUGGAAACUCAAUUUUCGCUGGUAUCCUGUUCCCCAAAGAGAAAUGGAUAGGAGGAAAGGUGAUCGGACUCUUCCUGUCAGAACCCCUACAAUGGCAGGAGGCCUUUUCUCAAUAGAUAGAGAUUACUUUCAGGAAAUUGGAACCUAUGAUGCUGGAAUGGAUAUUUGGGGAGGAGAAAACCUAGAAAUUUCCUUUAGGAUUUGGCAGUGUGGGGGAACUUUAGAGAUUGUUACCUGCUCACAUGUUGGACAUGUGUUUCGGAAAGCCACACCUUACACAUUUCCUGGAGGCACAGGGCAGAUUAUCAAUAAAAAUAACAGGCGACUUGCAGAAGUGUGGAUGGAUGAAUUCAAGAAUUUCUUCUAUAUAAUUUCUCCAGGUGUUACAAAGGUAGAUUAUGGAGACAUAUCAUCAAGACUUGGUCUAAGACACAAACUACAAUGCAGACCUUUCUCUUGGUACCUAGAGAAUAUUUAUCCUGAUUCCCAGAUUCCACGUCACUAUUUCCCUUUGGGAGAGAUAAGAAAUGUGGAAACAAAUCAGUGUCUAGACAACAUGGCUAGAAAAGAGAAUGAAAAAGUUGGAAUUUUUAACUGUCAUGGUAUGGGAGGUAAUCAGGUUUUCUCUUAUACUGCUAACAAAGAAAUUAGAACAGAUGACCUUUGCUUGGAUGUCUCCAAACUUAAUGGCCCUGUCACAAUGCUCAAAUGCCACCAUCUAAAAGGCAACCAACUUUGGGAGUAUGACCCAGUGAAAUUAACCCUGCAGUAUGUGAACAGUAAUCAGUGCCUGGAUAAAGCCACAGAAGAGGACAGUCAGGUGCCCAGCAUUAGAGACUGCAAUGGAAGUCGGUCCCAGCAGUGGCUUCUUCGAAAUGUCACCCUUCCAGAAAUAUUCUGAGACCAAAUUUACAGAAAAAAAAAAAGAUCGACUGGGCUACCUCAGCAUACAUUUCUGCCACAUUCUUAAGUAGCAAAAAAGGAAAAGUGCUUUCCUCCUGCAGGAUGUAAGGUUUAUCAGCCAUUAAAACUAAGACUCCUCUUGCUUUUCACUAGCUGUGAACCAGCCUUCCUGCCCAAGGACAUGAAAAUGCAUAGUAGCAAGACUGUGCACACCGAUGUUUACAAGAUUGAAAGAAUCUUUCAUCAAGAAUCAUUAUAAAGAAUAUUCAGACAAUGAAAUAACAGAAUGUGCUGUCCAGAGAGCUGCACAUUUUAUGGUUUGCUUGCACACCAGUAAUUUCUACUGAAUGUGCUGUCAUAAUGAAGAGAUUUCCAAGAUUUUUUUCUGAUUAGAACUGGUAGUAUAUUAAAUAUUGAUAUAAAAAUAAAUGGAAGAGGAACUGAAACUAGAUUCAGAAUCAUGAAAAAGUUUUUACAAUUAAAAAGCUAUAUUAAACAGGGUUUAAAGGAAAUUAGGACUAUGAGAAGUACAAUUUGUUAAAGUAUCAAAUUUCUAUAUAGAUUUUAUACCUCAGUGGGGAAAAAUAACUAAUUCCAAUGACAUUCAUUUGUUUUCAUCUAUGAUAGUCAUGGAUGCUUUCUUUUUCCUUGGGGUGCUGAAAUUGGGCUUAAAAAAAAAAGACUCUGAACAUAGUUUUAAUUACUUUCUACAAUUCUUUUUAUUUAGUUUGUGAGCUAUUGUAAUUGUAACUUUUAAUUGUCUUCAAAAAAUGGAGACUCAAAAUAAUGUCUGGUCUCAUUCAACCAGUUAGGUAUCUCGGUUGCUCUUGGGUCAACUGGCUUAGAGACUUUCACACACAAAUUUUUUAUUAGGUUUUUAACUUAAUUGAUUCAGCUGAUUAUGCUUAAUACCCAAGAUUCAUACUACUGUGCUACAGAUUUCUUUCCAC